Molecule: messenger RNA, 796 nt
Organism: Lasiosphaeria miniovina
Lineage: Eukaryota; Fungi; Ascomycota; Sordariomycetes; Sordariales; Lasiosphaeriaceae
Exons: 1
Coding region: 136-720 (194 amino acids)
Source: RefSeq, a predicted model, not a curated record
UCCGCUUUAUCUAUAUGAUGUUCAAUCACCCUCUGGGCUGUCGACUAGAGCAUCACGGAGUAACAAGGCUCGCGCUCAUAAUCCUGUGCAGCCUUGUUAGUCUCAUUAUUUGGAUGGGAACAUGUUUCGUCCUUUAUGCCAAGAGCGCCGACUUUCAAAUGGCUGCCGAAACAAAACCCAGCCCAUACAUUAACGACUGGCUACCUAAAAGAUAUGAAUGCGAUAUGGACCUGUUCAUCCGAGCCCCGGGCAACACGACGCGCUCGGCGGAGGAGCUAUGUCGCAGCCGCGGGGCGACUGUUGGGCGAUCCUAGUGUGCCGCAUCUUGCGACGGUAGGGGCGAUGUUGGGCUUUGUCUUCGUUCUUUUCUCACUACUGAGCCUAUUUUGCUUCGCCACCAGUCUAUACACACUUAUUAGAGCGGGGAUCAUCCCUAUCCCCUCGUGGUUCCGGGAGAAUAUUUUCGGUCAAAUCUCCAACCGCUCCACCGGUACCGUUUUUACUGCUCCGUUUUUCAUAUUUAUCUGGUUAUCUAUCUUGGUGCCUGUUUUCGCCUUGACCGGUGCAUCGGAACACAGGCCAGGAAUGAACCGCGAAAGCGCCAUCGCGUAUGAUUGGGAUUGUCGGGUGGUUCACGUGGCUAUCAGUCCAUGGCGGCAGUAUCGGGAUGUUUCAUUCGCACAAGGGGCGAGGAUCGCGAAGGCAUGGUUCAAUGCUUGAUGUCAGAUCAAAUCUGCAGGGUGGGCGGCGAUAUAUUCGUUCGCUGACAAAUCAAAUAUCGCAUAUUCGUCAAUAU